Seminavis robusta is the source of this 1218-nucleotide messenger RNA. The record is from the annotation of a GenBank genome assembly. NCBI's taxonomy places the organism in Eukaryota, Bacillariophyta, Bacillariophyceae, Naviculales, Naviculaceae.
AUUUAAUAACUAGCUAGUAGCUCAUGUAUUCUAUCAAUUUAGUAUUUGUUUGUGUAUUCUAUCCGAAACCGGUAGAUUUGUACAGAGCAAAUAAACGAUGAUGAUGACGAAGUCCUGUUGGCGGACCUGCAUUCUAUCCACGUUGAUGCUACCACUAUUCCACACAGUGGCUGGUUCCAACGAAAUCCUCUUGACACAGCAGGAUUAUGCCGAAAAGACAAACGGAAAGACAGUUUUCAUUAAAGCAUUCGCACCAUGGUGUGGACAUUGCAAGGAACUGGCACCGCAUUGGGAGAGAAUGGCAAAAGAGUGGGAAAAUCACAAACACGUCCUGGUAGCAUCGGUGGAUUGUACGCAGGACGAAUCAUGGUGCGUUUCAUGGGGAAUACAGGGAUUCCCAACUCUCCUCUUUGGGGAUCCAUCGGCAGAUGGCGCUUUCCUGGAUACCUACCGGGGCGAAAAAACCUAUGAAGCAUUAUCCGAGUUUGCCAAUGCCACCCUGGAAAAACCAAUCUGCAGCCCGGGAAACACAGCAUUCUGUGCUACUACGGAACGAAACAAGGUCCAGGGACUGUGGAAACUUGCACCGUUGGACCUCCAGGCUUCCAUUGACAAGCAACAAAACAUGAUGAAACAGGAAGAAGAUGAAUUCCAACAGGCAUUCCAGUCCAUGCAAUCCAUCUUUGACAAAGAUUCCAAGACACACGAGUUCCAGUUAGCAAAAAUGAAGGCCAAGAUGAACCUGCUUCAAAAAAUCAUCAAGAAGAAUUAAACAAAAUCAAACCAAUGAAAUCAUUCAUGUACGGUAGCAAUGAAAUGAGGUAGAAGUACCCAAUCCAAUCCACUUUUAAUCAGAGAGGAGACUAGCUACUACAAUAUGUAGUAGGUACCGGUAUAAGGAAGUAGAUAGAUUGAGUAGCUCCAGAAAAAGUGUUUCAGUAACCAAAUUUCUUUCAGUCUGUGUGCCAGUAUCAUACAGCAUGGAAGUGGGUCAAACGAGCACUUUGAAGUGUACUAGUAGCUUCUGAAGUACGGUACAAAAAUCAAAACCCCUUCUUGUUUAUAUUACAGCUGGCUAGCUGAAUGCAGUCUAUGUAAUCAAUCUGCAACGAUUGCAGGUACAUGUAUAUCGGUAUGGUCCAUGGCGUACCAGUAGCCACAACCAAGAGAGUCCUCAGUCAUGAUAAUAUUAAUUAAUAUUGUGCGGAGAUGAAGAAA